AAUUAAAAUUUAAAUUUUAAAGUAAAAAUGAUUCAAAAUUUCAAAUCGUGAAAUGUAACGAAAGCAAACAAAAAGGAAAAACGCACACAAGUCGAAAUGCUAUGUUCCAAUUGAAGUUCAACAACGUUGUUGUCUUCUGGUUUCAGAUCCAUUGUUGUUCAAACAUUGCUUCAAAACACAGGUGUAUGUUCGUGUCACUAUGAGUAGAGCAUUUUCAUCAAAGAAUGCUUCUUAUUUGCCUCCACCACCGACACCAAAGUCAAGUUCGAACAAGAGGCGAAGUCCUCGAAGCCCUUUACAGGAUCUUAACCGUAUUUCCAGCAGCAGCAACGGUAGUGAUGCUUCUUCUUCUGUGUCCACUGAAGUCCCAAAGGGUUGCCUCAGGUUCUUGGCUUCCUCUUCUUUCAAAACCCCUGUCAAUAGACCCAAGAAUAUCUCCAAAACCCCCAAUUCAGCACCGCGUGGACUUGCGCUAAAACAAUCAAAGUCCAAUUCCUCAAAGGAGAACCUUCCAAAUGGUAAUAAUGUCGGGUUACAAACCAAAGCACUUGUACCAAAUAAAGCUAAGAAGAACCCCCCAUGUCUCUACCAGUGGCAGUCUGGUAAGAAAUCUAGUUCCAGAACUGUCCAAAAUUCUAAGCAUAGUUCUGCUUUGAGUGAACGCGGAAACAUUUCACCUGCAUUUCCAUCUUCAUUGAAGGCGUUAAAGCAAAAAGAUGAUAUCCUUGGAAAGAUAAGUGAUAACGCUGUUGAGUCUGGUCAUCUCAAAUCAUCUAACAGAGAUGCAAACUCGACUCCUUCGAGUAAAAAUGUUGCUGGUUCGGAUUUGGAUGUUACGGUUUACAGGGAGGCGGAGGAUAACUUUAACAGAAGCAAUAGUAAAACACCCCCAAUUCAUAACUCUCUUUCCCCUGAGAUACAAAGUGGCUCUUUGAUUACAACAACACCACCUGCUUGUUAUGGUGCAGGCUAUAUAGUUUCUGGUGUCACUGACAAAAGAAAAUGUAGGCCUAGAGGGAUUCUCACUGUAGAAGAGAACUAUUCAGGCUCUGCUAAAAUGGUUGCUGAUUUUAUUGAUGAUGACGAUGAUAACGAUGAUGAGAAGAAAACAAAGGAUGUUGUUGUUAAGGAAGAUAGCCCUUCCUUGUUGCCUUUGCCAACUGAAGCUUUAGUGCAUUGGCUUUCUUCGCCUCGUAGCAAGAGAGAGAAAAUUCUGAAUUGCAAGUCUGAAAUUCGACUCGUAGAAUCCAUAACUCUUGAUUCCAGUACUUCACCAUCAUCAAGUUCAAAGGCUUUCUGGAAUUUAUGUGAUAGUUCUAAAACAUUUUGGAAUGUAAGUGAUAGCAGUGAUUUGUCCGGCACUGCUAAUGGUAUGAGAAGAAAAACGAGUUUUUCAAUUUGUGCAGGUAGUCUUUCUGAAUUUCAAGUGCCUUUUGAUUCCAUUUUGUUUUCUCCUAAAUCAUCACCUAGACUUAGGGAGGAUAGCUCAGAAAAUGUCAUUGACGAGAACUCUCCAUUCUCGCUGAAUUCAAUUGGCAGUGGAAAUGUGAUUCGAACUCCACAGUCAGAUUCCAGUUCAGAUUUACAUGUUGUACUGUCACUGGCACAUGAAGACAAUCAAAAGGAAGAUGAUUUUAACCCUAACUUUAAUUCAUUCAGUGAUGUUCUUCUGUCAGAAACUUUCUUUCUCGAUAGUUCUAUGCCACUGGAGGAUUCGGUUAAUUCAAGUUUCCAAUUUGAUUGUUUGCCUUAUGAAUCAAUUGAUCUCAGCAAACUUCCAAAAAAUUUGGACUACCAGGAACCAUGGUUAUCUAGUUCUACAGUAGAGAUUGGAUCACAAUCUCAAAGGAGCAUAUCAUGGAGAGAAGGGUUAACGAGCCAAGUUAAUGAGAUGGAUGAGUUUGAUUCUUGUAGAUGUUUAUCAGAUGAAGAAGACCUUGCCGAUAAUAGCUGCGAUAGCAAUAGGGUAUCAGGUACUCAAAUUAAUAUCGAAGUAGAUGAUAGCAAAAAACAAAACUGUGAUGUUGGACUCACUGAAACUGAGGACAAGGAUUUGGUAUUAGAUGGCCUUGGCAAAUCAAUGUUUUCUGGUGCCGAGUCUAUAAGCACCGAUGAAGGCGGUUUAGUUGCUUCAAGGCAGGAUUCAUACUAGACUUUAUGCUACUUGACCAAGUUAUAUGAAGUGUGAAUUUAAAUAGGUUAAAGGAAGAUUCUACUUGGAGGAAGCAAGCAAUUUUUCUUCUUGUUUUCAAUAUUGGAAUAAUUUACUGCUUAAGUGGUCAAUAAUGGUUACUCAUUAACCACUCUUUGAAUGUAAUGUUAUUAACUGGUUUAGCAAUUGGUUUUUUCUGAACAAGAAAUCUUUUUACCGACAAUUUCUUGUUUUAAUUUUUCAUUUCUGAUAUUCCCUCCACAGUUUUCCAUCAUUAUUUACAGUGAAAUUUGUUUUCACUCUCAUGGUGGUUAACCUUGAUGGAAGCCAUUUAUAAAAUAUUAUGUAUCAAUUUUUAUGGUUUUCGACCGUCUCUAUUGUAA
Messenger RNA from Trifolium pratense (red clover), 2535 nucleotides. Its product is annotated as probable serine/threonine-protein kinase nek3. The record is from RefSeq and is a predicted model, not a curated record. The coding region runs from base 200 to 2152 and encodes 650 amino acids. The transcript is spliced from 2 exons. NCBI's taxonomy places the organism in Eukaryota, Viridiplantae, Streptophyta, Magnoliopsida, Fabales, Fabaceae.